Caenorhabditis elegans is the source of this 668-nucleotide messenger RNA. RefSeq names its product putative DNA replication complex GINS protein PSF1 (gene psf-1). NCBI's taxonomy places the organism in Eukaryota, Metazoa, Nematoda, Chromadorea, Rhabditida, Rhabditidae. Gene Ontology annotation, biological process: DNA replication. Bases 9 to 614 code for a protein of 201 amino acids. The transcript is spliced from 6 exons. Gene Ontology annotation, cellular component: GINS complex; nucleus. The record is from RefSeq and is marked reviewed.
UUCAAAAAAUGAGUUCCGGCGAUCAGAAUCGAGGAGGCGUCGCCGACAAAGCACUACAACUUGUUUUAGAGAUGAAAAGAAAUCCAGAUGUAUUACCGCCUUAUAACACAGAACUUGUACGCCAAUGUUAUCAGAAAAUCGAUGAGUUGUUUCAAAAGAAUGCUGCCGUCGUUGAAAAAAUCCGUGCAGGACUCCCUCAUGAUUCUACGCUUCUUCAACCUCGUUUAGCUGCAAUGUGCCAUAUUCGACGUUGCAUGAUGGCCUAUGUGAACGAGAGGAAAAACAGGAUUCGAUCAUUCAGAUGGAAGUAUGGAGGUGCUCUUCCCGCGUCUGUUAGGAACGCCCUCUGCGAUGCGGAAAUUCAGUUUUUCAAUGAGUAUUCGAGCACAUUGGCAAGAUUCCAAAGCAAUCUUGGAGAAGGUGGUGUUAAUCUGCUGCUUCAUUCUGCACCACCGAAGUCACUUUUUGUACAAGUUAGAGCUCUCGAGGAUUAUGGAGAAUUUGAAACGUCAGAUGGAACUCAAGUUCAGCUGUCCAAGGAUAGUUUGCACUCCCUUCCACGCCAAGACUGCGAAAUGCUGAUACGUCAGGGUGUUCUCGAGCUUGUUCAUUGACUUGUUGUCGGUAUUUUGUUUUCAACCUGUGAUCUGUAUAAAUAGCUUCUUGUC